CUGAAGUCCACCCAGGAAGCGUUUUGCUGAAUACUUUCAGUUGCCAUCGAGAUAUCAUGAUGAGAUAGCAGUAAUGUGAUAGUUCUGUGUAAUACAAUAUGCCAGUUUUUAGAAAAAACUAAACACAUUUCGUAACGUUAAUCCUGAGGUUUUUUUCUGAGUUUGUUUUCAUGGCAUAGUUAGACAAAUAGUAAUGUGUAUCGUCAACCUUGUUGCAGAAUGGAUCAAUAGUAUAUGCAGAAUAGAUGCAGCAUAAGCGUUGUUUUGGACCAUCUGUUGUCUAAUCCAACAACUGUGUGGUUUAAUUUAUCACUGAACUAACCCCAGCAGUAAACUCAUUUUAAAUAAUGUCGAAACUAGUGGGCACUGUGGGGGUCUCUGUGUUGGGCGACAAAUCUUUGGAGUUUUACCGAGAUCCAGUGGCUUUUUGUGAACAACGUAUUGAAAAGCAUGGGACACGGAUAUUUCAAUCAAGACUUCUGAACAAACCAACUUCAUUCGUCUGUUCGGUGGAAGGGAUGAAGGAAUUACUUUGCGAGAAGUCAUCUGUGUUCCUGAAAGACCCCACUGAUGUAAUGCACAACAUGUAUGGAGACAACAUAGUGACUGCUAAUGGCGAGGAAGCCUGCUUGCUGCGUCUGUCUCUCACCAACCUUUUCACAGGAAAGUGUCUGGCCUCAGGCUCUGACCUCAUUAACAGUGUUUCUGAACGGUGCUUGAAGAACCUUUCUGCAACUGGGGAGCCUGUGUCGGUGUACCCUCUGUUUAAACGACUGGGAACAGAACUGGUGUUGGGGCUGUUCCUGAAUGUGAACCCAGAUGAGACACCAGAGCUUUUCCAGGAAAUUACAGCCCUCUGUACCCUACAUUGGCAUGGGAUCAUCUCAACUCCAAUCAGUGUGAAGGUUCCUCUGUGGUCCUCUGGCUUUUGCACAGCGCUGGAGGCUAAAGACAAGCUCAUGGACAUCAUUAAAGACAAGCUGGAGUGUCAGAGACAGGGGUUUGUAGGUUAUCUCCGUGAUCUACCUCUCCCUGAUGCCAGUUGUGCCUCCCAGCAUCUGCUGUUGUUCAUCUCUGCUCUGAUCCCCAAAGCCCUGGCAUCCUUACUCACCUCCUUCACCCUGGUUCUGAGUGGCGCAGGCAAGAAGGAAAUUAGGAAUCGUGCGAGGGCAGACCCGGAUUACCUUUACUACGUCCUCCUGGAAGUACAGAGACUUUGGCCUCCGUUCAUUGGUGGAAGGAGAAUAGCCAAUCAAGACACUACUCUGGGAGGCUUCCACAUUCCCAAGGCUUACGCUGCCAUGUACAUCAGCCACGCCGUCCACCGCGACCCGGAAGUGUUCCACCAGCCAGAGGACUUCCUGCCAGAGAGGUGGUGUGGAAGAAACGCAGGACAGGAGCACCUCCUCUGCAGCCUAGGCAAUGGCCCCAGGAACUGCAUCGGAGUCCAGCUGAACAACGUCUUUCUCAAGGCAGCGUGUGGGUACCUGCUCCAGCACUAUGAUUGGGACCUGAGCCCCUACUCACAGGACCUCCAGUACAAAUGGUUGCCUGUGUCCCGGCCCACUGUCCCUCCAAUGGUGAGCUUCACUGAGCUGGAGCUGGAGAGCAGUGCCACAGACCUGCCUGAUGGUCCACCCUAAAGACCAAAGCAUGGACACUGAGAGGCAGGUGGAUAGGACGAGGAGAGGCCCCGCUGUAGCAGUGGUCCUAAUGGUCUCUCAAGGACACCAGUAUGUGCAGAUCUUAGUUAUUACCCGUCACUCGAUCUUCCUGAUUUAAAGAUAAUGUUGAUAUGGAUCACUGUUCACAUCUUGAUACUGUAUAUUGUCCAACUGUGUCAAACAAUACAGUUUGUCUGUGAUCUGUACACCGAGGAAUUUAAAACGUACUACCCUCUCCACUACUGUCCCAUCGAUGUGGAUAGGGGGGUGCUCCCUCUGCUGUUUCCUGAAGUCCACAAUCAUCUCCUUAGUUUUGUUGACGUUGAGUGUGAGGUUAUUUUCCUGACACCACACUCCGAGGGCCCUCACCUCCUCCGUGUAGGCCGUCUCGUCGUUGUUGGUAAAAUUUAGUCGUGGUCAGCUUUUCCCGAAAGGAGGGCGGGGUAGGGCCUUAUAUGCGUCGCAGAAGUUAGAAUAGCAAUGAUCUAAGGUUUUACCAGCCCUGGUUGCACAAUCGAUAAGUGAAAUAUUCUGUAUGUAAACAAUUGUUGGAAAAGUUACUUGUGUCAUGCACAAAGUAGAUUUCCUAACCAACUUGGAAAAAGUAUAGUUUGUUAACAAGAAAUUUGUGGAGUGGUUGAAAAACUAGUUUUAAUGACUCCAACCUAAGUGUAUGUAACCUUCCUACUUCAACUGUAUCUCUGUUCUUGAGUCCGCCUCGUAGGGGACUGUUUCCUGACUACUGCCGAGGUGUGGUGGUCUUUCUAGCGCUUUUAGCUGCCGAAGCAUCACCCAGGCAGAGCCUGUUUCAGGCAUAAGUUACAUAAGCUGUCACUUAGGGCCCCUGGCCACUAGGAGGCCCCUGACCUCAAUUAGCCAUGUCAGCGAACACUUUUUUUAUUGGUAAGUUAGUUUAGCGAGUUUUCUAAACUAGUAGUAGGCUAAUCAUGGCCGAAUACCGACUGGGAAAGCAGGGCACAUGCCCAGUGGCCUUGACUUCCAUUGGGCCCCCAUUGAUUGAUCUCUGAAGCUAAAUUAGUAGAAUUGCAUGAAAUUUGUUAUAAAAUAUUUAAAAUGUCUCUCCAAGCCCCAUGGCAAAAUGUGUAGAACUGCAGGAAGAGAGGGGGAACACAAAUUUUUUUUUGCAGGCUUGGUGGGGCGGCCCCGCCACCCAAAUCUCGAUUAGAGCCCCCAAAAGGCUAGAUCUGGCCCUGUACCCAGGUAUGUGCUACACUUCAGAAGCACACAGCUACCCGAUGAAGAGCUCCGGGCAUGUCUAAAUAACUGUCGCUGUUCCCUCUGUGUCAUCGGAGCUUUCUCCGCUAAAUCUACUGCCCAGCCUUUCUGAACUUCCUGGCUGAACAACACAUUAUCAUCUGAAGCUGUGGAAGAACAUUGCCCAAGACCUACCAGAUCAUUUGUUUUGUUUGUUUUUUAUUCAUCUUUGAGAUUCUCUUUGUAAUGAAAAGCACUAUAUAAAAUAAAUUAUGCUGAUUUUUUUUUAUUGUCAAGUUGCUGCAAAUGAUUGCAAUAUAGGUACAUACUGCAGCCUAAAUUAGAUGAUGUUGCCCUAUUUUAAGAUCGUUGUUGUUUAUAUGUGUGUUUAUUUAACCUUGGGAAAAAACUACUGUAUCACACUUUGGAUGCUUUAGGACUGUCUCUAUCACUGCACCGUUAUCCUGUCAUAUGACAGGGGUUUUAACAGUUCUGCAGCACCAGAAGUCAAGGAAUGCCCUCAGAUUUCAGCAUUGCACCAAGGGCUCCUGAAAUGUUCCCCCUCUCACUCUCACUUAGCAACCAGAAGUGCUUAGCAACGGUUCGUCCUAGCUACUCAGAGGAACCUAGCCCAUGCUAUUGUCUGGCUGCUUAUUAUCAUGCAGCUCUCACCCUCACACAGACAGACAUCUUCACAUUAAACCUUUUGUUUAAUAUAUCGGAGGGAACGGAAAUAUCUUAUGAAUGGCAAUGAAGUGCAAGCUGUUUUAGGUGAAUGUGAAUAUGAAUAUGUCAAUGGAUAUCUCAUAAUGUACAUGUUUUCUGAUGUAUUUUUUCUGUUCAAUAGUUACUCUGAAAUGAUAGCCAUUCUAGACUACUCUUAAAGGUUCAAUAUUAGCACUGUAUAAUAUAUUUGAAUCCAUCUUUAUUAAAGAUUAUGAUAAACUGUGAAAAGAUGAUUAUGUAUCUGAUCAUUACGAUAGUAAUUGAGCUAUUUUUUCAUUAGACAGAUUGUGAUAAUAUAAAUCAUAUCUUAUUUCUUCAGGUCAUGUAAUAUCCUCUGUAUUACCUGGAAACACAAUUCCAUCAGAUGUCAUACUUAAAAAUAAAAAAAAUGUAAUGUUCA
Messenger RNA from Oncorhynchus nerka (sockeye salmon), 4005 nucleotides. RefSeq names its product putative cytochrome P450 120. Gene Ontology annotation, biological process: sterol metabolic process. Gene Ontology annotation, molecular function: heme binding; iron ion binding; monooxygenase activity. NCBI's taxonomy places the organism in Eukaryota, Metazoa, Chordata, Actinopteri, Salmoniformes, Salmonidae. Bases 348 to 1643 code for a protein of 431 amino acids. The record is from RefSeq and is a predicted model, not a curated record. The transcript is spliced from 11 exons.